Messenger RNA from Hansenula anomala, 453 nucleotides. RefSeq lists its product as uncharacterized. The record is from RefSeq and is a predicted model, not a curated record. The transcript has a single exon. Bases 1 to 453 code for a protein of 150 amino acids. Lineage: Eukaryota; Fungi; Ascomycota; Saccharomycetes; Phaffomycetales; Wickerhamomycetaceae.
AUGGCAUCCAGCUCAUCUGCUUUAUUAAACGAUGAUAUCGACAAAGUCUCUAUCCAUGACCACCUUGAUAUGAGAACUGAAGAAGAAAAGUUAUUCGGCCCUCCUUUUGCUUACUACAAAAAGAAGAAGGCACCUUUGAACUUCAAUUUGGUUAUUGCUGGUGUUGUUUUCGUUAUUGUUGCCGCUACUGACUUCUUAUUAGCUACAAAUAUUGUCAUUUAUGUCAGAACUCUAAAUCCAAACUCAACCAAAGAUGCUGUUAGACACACUGCUGUUGUUUUAAUGUCAUUGGCUUUAAUUUGGGUCACUUAUAGAUUCUCUGUUUGGUAUGUCAAGAAAUUUAAGAUUAGAGAUAGUUUGAAACAAAAUAAACUAUACCAAAGAAUUGCUAAUGAAGUGAUAGAGAUGGAGAACCUAUUGGAAAACCCAGGUGAAAAUGAUAAAAGAGAUUAG